Seminavis robusta is the source of this 2109-nucleotide messenger RNA. The record is from the annotation of a GenBank genome assembly. NCBI's taxonomy places the organism in Eukaryota, Bacillariophyta, Bacillariophyceae, Naviculales, Naviculaceae.
AUGAGGCUCUUGGACGCGAAAACUGAAAAGACCAAAAAGUCGGAUAUGCCGGACUACAUGAAGCGCCGAUGCUUUGUGCGCUGGGGAGGCGAUGUGGUGAAAGUGUUGAUGGAUCCCGACGAACCUACUAUUGUGUUGAAGCAAAUAUUGGAAGAGCACACUGGAAUCCCCGUCGACGAUCAGAUGAUUUUUUACAAUGGGAUGAAGAAGGCUUUUGAGCACGAAAAAAGCUUGCGCUACUACGGAGCCCACGGUGGCGGAUUUUUUGAUUUGGCUCACUCGGACGAUGUCGACGCAAACAUGAAUAUUAUUCGAAAAGCCCGUCGUCGCAAAUCCUUCUCGGAUAGCGACCAUGGAAAGCCGGCCGCUAAAAACACCAAAGACAUGGAUUUGAGUGUGCAGGAAGAAAAACUCAACAAGCAACGAGCGCGUCGUUCAUCGAUGAUUGAAAAACAAGAAGAAUUGAAAAAGUUGAGGGAACAAGAAGAAGCAAGACUGGCGGAAGAAGCCAGAAAGAAGGCCGAAGAGGCCGCCAAGAAAGCCGCUGAAGCAGAGAGGAAAAAGCGACUUCGCAAUAUCCAUGUCACCACACCCGAUGGACAAGUUCUCACCGUCACACUUGACAAGGACGGCACCGUAGGCGAUAUCAAAACGAACAUUGCCGACGACUGCAAAAUUCCUCCUGGCAAGCAAGUUCUCAAGUACAAUGGCAAAGUACUUGACAACGACAGUGGAACACUGGAUCAACUGGGAAUUCCCGAUGGAGCCCAGCUCACCGUAGAACCAUUCAAGAUUCCAAUCACUGUCAACACGCCAGAUGGGAAGCAAAUCCAAGCCAUGGUGGAUCCUGCAUUGCCUGUAGCAGAGCUCAAAAAACAGCUUGAGGCUGAUUCUGGAGUUGCAGCCAACGACCAAAAGUUAUUCCUUCAAGGAAAAGAGCUGAGUGAUCCUGCCAAAAAAUUGGAAGACUAUGGGGUCAAGGCCGGCAGUGUUCUUGACAUGGUGGAUGAAGCCAAACGGCGGGCAGAAGCGGAAGCCAAGAAGAAAGCCGAACAAGAGGCCAAGCAAAAGGCUGAAGAUGCCAGGAAAAAGGCAGAAGAAGAACAGAGGAAGAGGAAGAGGACCCUUACUGUGGUCACUCCCGAGGGGCAAGUGAUGGUUAUCACACAUGACCAGGACGACACCAUUGCUGAUGUCAAGGGUUCCAUCGAAGAUGGCUGCAAAAUUCCUCCUAGCAAACAGGUGCUCAAAUACAAUGGGCAAGUGCUGGACAAGGAUGGCAAGACGCUGGAACAAUUGGGAAUUCCUGAUGGAGCAAGGCUUACUGUGGAACCACUCAAAAUUAAAAUCACUGUCAACACCCCAGAUGGAAAGCAAAUCGAAGCUGAGGUGGAUCCUGCGUUGCCUGUAGCAGACCUCAAGAUACAGCUUGAAGCCGAUUCUGGAGUUGCAGCCAACGACCAAAAAUUAUUCCUGCAAGGAAAGGAGCUGGACGAUCCUGCCAAAAAAUUGGAAGAUUAUGGUGUCAAGGAAGGGAGUGUCUUGGACAUGGUGGAUGAAGCCAAGAGAAAAGCCGAAGAAGAAGCUGCAGCCAAAAAGAAAGCUGAAGAGGAAGCUAGACUGAAGGCUGAAGCAGAGGCCAAGAAAAAAGCAGAAGAGGAAGAAGCCAAACGAAAGGCAGAAGAAGAGGCACGGCUCAAGGCAGAGGCUAAAGCAGAAAAGAAGGCCAAGAAGAAGAAGAAGAAAAAGGACGACGAUGGAUCGGACAACUCUUGGGAACCCGAGCCGCAUAAGCCCAAAGACUACAGUAUUGAUUUUACUCCGACUCCAUUGGAUUUGACUCGUUUCAAAGCCUGGUUCAUGAUUGGUGACCAGGUACCGUUUGAAAUGAUUUGCCCGAUUGCUAUGGACAUCAAAGGCUUCAAGGUAGAAAUUCUGAAACUACGAAAUGAGGCCCGAUUCGUCAAACAAUAUUUUGAAGGGUUGGAAGACCCCAAUGAACUCAAAAUUUAUCCAGCAGGCAGCUGGGGAGAAGGAGAGCCACUGCCUGAGGAUAUUCCAGUUCCCAAGGACUCGUCAGAGUACAAGUUCUUCAGUGUCCUGCGUUAG